UUUGCUGUGAACUGUGCGCGCUCUGCUCUCGGUCCUGCAUGGCAGCGAAUCACUGCAGCACAAUGGAGACGUGAGAAAACAACGCUGUGUUUCUAAAAUCACACCGCCGCUAUCGAGCAACUUUUUUUGCGCUCUUUUCUCUUCCUACAAUUACCAACUUUACACCUUGUAGAUAUUUGAUCAUAUGUAAUGGAAGUCGCUCCAACACUCCUGUUGCUGCUGUGCGGUCUGCGCGUUUCUCUGGCGGCUGAUUGGGAGUUUGCGGACACUCAUUUGACCUUCCUCGGUGAUGCCAUAGACUACAAGGAUCCCUGUAAAGCCGCUGCCUUUUUGGGAGAUAUCGCCCUUGAUGAAGAUGACCUCCGCAUGUUCAAAGAAGCCCAUAGCAGUGAUGUAGCACAGCACACUGUCCAGACCAACCACACAGACUCAGUUAACAGUUCCAGCGUCAGGAGGAGUAAGAGAGCUGCAGACAGAAAGAGUCUCCAUCGUCGAAGGAGAGCAGCCACCUCCAGACCUGAGCGAGUGUGGCCGGAUGGCAUCAUCCCGUAUGUGAUCAGUGGGAACUUCACCGGCAGUCAGAGAGCCAUUUUCCGACAGGCGAUGCGUCACUGGGAGAAACACACUUGCGUAACAUUCACUGAGAGGACGACUGAAGAAAGCUACAUCGUUUUCACCUACCGACCUUGUGGGUGUUGCUCCUACGUGGGGAGGAGAGGUGGCGGCCCUCAGGCCAUCUCUAUAGGAAAGAACUGUGAUAAGUUUGGCAUUGUGGUGCAUGAACUCGGACACGUGAUCGGCUUCUGGCACGAACACACACGUCCAGACCGUGACGAGCACGUAAGCAUCAUCAGAGACAACAUCCAACCAGGACAGGAGUAUAACUUCCUGAAGAUGGAGCCAGGCGAGGUUGACUCACUUGGGGAGGUAUACGACUUCGGCAGCAUCAUGCAUUAUGCAAGGAAUACAUUUUCCAGGGGCAUCUUCUUAGACACGAUCUUGCCCCGUUAUGACGUCAAUGGAGUCAGGCCACCUAUUGGACAGAGGACCAGGCUGAGCAAAGGGGACAUUGCACAAGCCCGAAAACUCUACCAGUGUGCAAUUGUUAAAGGGUGUGGGGACAGCCUGCAGGACAGUGCUGGAAACUUCUCUUCUCCCGGUUUUCCGAACGGCUACUCAGCGUACGCUCACUGUGUCUGGAUGAUUUCUGUCACUCCUGGAGAGAAGAUUGUGUUGAAUUUUACUUCCAUGGACCUCUUCAGGAGUCACUUGUGUUGGUACGACCAUGUGGAAGUCCGAGACGGGUUUUGGAGAAAAGCUCCUCUGAAAGGCCGUUUUUGUGGAGACAUGCUUCCAGAUCCAAUCAUCUCAACCGACAGUCGACUGUGGAUUGAAUUCAGAAGCAGCAGCAGCUGGUUGGGCAAAGGCUUUUCAGUAGUCUAUGAAGCCAUUUGUGGGGGAGCGGUGAAGCGGGACAGCGGCCAGAUCCAGUCCCCCAAUUAUCCCGAUGACUACCAGUCCAACAAAGUGUGUGUAUGGCAAAUCACAGUGGCAGAGGGUUUUGAUGUUGGCCUCUCCUUUCAGUCAUUUGAGAUUGAGAGACAUGACAGCUGUGCCUACGACUAUGUGGAGGUGAGGGAUGGCAGCUCAGAGAGCAGCCCGCUGCUCGGCCAUUUCUGCGGCUACAACAAACCUGACGACAUCAAAAGUAGCUCCAACCAGCUCUGGCUAAAGUUUGUGUCGGAUGGCUCGGUCAACAAAGCUGGGUUUGCGGCCAACUUUUUCAAAGAGAUGGAUGAGUGCUCCAGACUUGACAACGGUCACUGUGAGCAGCAGUGUCUGAACAUGUUGGGCAGCUACAGAUGUGCUUGUGAUCCCGGAUAUGAGCUGGCAGCUGACAGACGUAGCUGUGAGACAGCUGCCUGUGGCGGGUUCAUCACCAAGCUCAAUGGCUCCCUCACCACCCCCGGGUGGCCCAAAGAAUACCCACCCAACAAGAACUGUGUGUGGCAGCUGGUGGCACCCAUUCAGUAUCGCAUCACUCUGGUGUUCGAUGUGUUCGAGACCGAAGGGAAUGAUGUGUGUAAAUAUGAUUAUGUGGAGGUGCGCACUGGGUUGACUCCAGACUCAGAGCUUCACGGGAAGUUCUGUGGAGCGGAGAAACCCGAGGUCAUCACCUCCCAACAAAACAACAUGAGGAUCGAGUUCAAGUCUGACAACACCGUCUCCAAGAGGGGCUUCAAAGCUCAUUUCUUCUCUGAUAUAGAUGAGUGCUCCAAAGAAAAUGGUGGCUGCCAGCAUGAAUGUGUGAACACCUUCGGGAGCUACAGCUGUCAGUGCCGCAGCGGCUUCAUGCUGCAUGAUAAUAAGCAUGACUGCAAGGAAGCGGGCUGUGAUCAUGCUGUCAACACUGUGUCAGGCACAAUAAGCAGCCCCAACUGGCCUGAUAAGUAUCCAAGCAAAAAGGCCUGCACAUGGUCUCUGUCCACAACCCCAGGCCAUCGUAUCAAAAUUGUUUUCAGUGAGAUCGACAUGGAGUCUCAUCUGGAGUGCGCUUACGACCAUCUGGAGAUCUAUGACGGGGGUGACACUCGUGCCCCGUUUCUUGGACGCUUCUGUGGCACCAAAAAGCCUUCUCCAGUCGUCUCCAGUGGCAAUAAAAUGUUCCUGCGUUUUUUCUCUGACAACUCAGUGCAGAAGAGAGGCUUUGAGGCUUCAUACAGAGCAGAAUGUGGAGGAAGCCUGAAAGCCGAGGUCAAGACAAAAGAUCUUUACUCUCAUGCCCAGUUUGGAGAUAACAACUACCCCAGUGGCUCCGACUGUCUGUGGGUGGUCUCUGCUGAGAAGGGUUACGGAGUGGAGAUCAUCUUCCAAGUGUUUGAGAUCGAGGAGGAGGCAGACUGCGGGUAUGAUUAUGUGGAGCUGUAUGACGGCGCUGACAUCAAGUCUCCGAGGCUGGGACGAUAUUGUGGAUCUGGGGCCCCAGAGGAAGUCUACUCAGCCGGGGACGCCAUAGUUUUAAAGUUUCACUCAGAUGACAGCAUCAAUAAAAAAGGCUUUCAUGUACGCUACACAAGCACAAAGUUCCAGGACACGUUACACGCAAGCAAGUGACUCUCUGAAACUACCCCAAACCUAAAUGGAGACUUCACCCCUAACAUUUGGUCAGACACACCCAUCUCCAGGCGAGGAGUGAAUGCAUGGAUUGAUACCACAAACACCAACCUGCAUACUUUACAUUCACAUCUGUUAGACAGAGUGAAGCCAUGCAGAAAAAUUGCAUCUUUACUCUUCCUCAUUAUAUAGCUAUAUAGGAUGAAAGGCAAGGACUAAUUUGCAUCGAUUAUUUUGAGUAAAUUCAGUCACACUGCCUGUAAUGAGCUGAUUACGUCAUAGCACUGUGUUGAGAUAUAAAAUGUAUAUAUUGUGAAAUAGUUUUUUUUUUUUUUUUUUUUAUAAAUUUGUUUAUUGGAACACAUCACAUCAAAUUACAUAAAUCUUGUACGUUUACAUGUGUGACCUUUUUAAACAAACAUACAUGUAGAAAAAGGUAGAGAAGAAAGAAAGUGAGAAUAAAAGACAAGAAAGAAGAGAACAACAACAACAAUAAUAACAAUCAAAAAAGAAAAAAAAUACAAAACUCAAAACCCACCCAAUCUCCCACCCCAGGUUGGUCCACCUUUCUCCAUCAAUAUAUCACAUAAAACAACUUGUAUCUGUACCUUGACAUUGUUGCAACAAUACAACUGGUUAGAAAAAAAGCAAAGUUUUGUUGACAGGUAUCAUCACUACAUUAUAAAAAUAUGAGAGGAGAGGCUGCCAUGUAGUGUAGAAUUUCUCAGUUGACCCCGUAAGUGAGAAUUUGAUCUUUUCUAGCUCAAGGAAUGACAUUAAAUCAGUCUCCCAAGACUUUCUGCCGGGGAUUUGGGUGACUUACAGUUUUGUAAUCAUAAUAUCAACUGUGUCACUUUUUCUGGGGAUGAAAGUUCACUUCUAAUGAAUGGAAUGCACUUUGUUGUAUUAUAUCACUGGACAAAUGCACAUGACAAUAAUAAUGAGUAUGGAGGACAAAUCUAA
Molecule: messenger RNA, 4077 nt
Organism: Perca fluviatilis (European perch)
Lineage: Eukaryota; Metazoa; Chordata; Actinopteri; Perciformes; Percidae
Product: bone morphogenetic protein 1-like
Exons: 20
Coding region: 190-3114 (974 amino acids)
Biological process (GO): proteolysis
Molecular function (GO): metalloendopeptidase activity; serine-type endopeptidase activity; calcium ion binding
Source: RefSeq, a predicted model, not a curated record